AUGGCGGUGAACAGCCCUGGUGGAUAUCCUCCCGUCUCCCCUAAGCCUCACACUCCGAAAAGUCCUCGCCAUUUCGUCUUCCCACAAAAAAGUCCUUCCAUAACAUCCAGCACCUCUUCCUCCGGAUACUACACUCCCCAAUCCGGUUGCAGCUAUGACAAGCACAGCCAACCACCGAAAUCCCCAAUCGCGCACGGCCAUCGAAGCCCAAUGAGUCCGAGGCACUUCAAUUUCCCUCAGAAGUGUCCUUCCGAUCGCUCUAGUCCAAGCAGCUUAGACCGCACACACGGCCUACAUUACAGCACAUCUCUGAAGCACAACCGCAGAGAAAAGUCCCGCUCGCCGAAACCGCCUCCCGUGCACAUUCACACAAACCCCGGUUACGUCUCUCCAAAUCGAACUAGGAAACUAUAUGGAUCUACUUCCACAGUGAGCUCACCGCGGCUCGUGACGUCACCGAGUAUCGUGUCUAGCCACACCGAUGACUCCAUAGACGCUAUGCCGGGGACUCCAUCAGCGAUCCUUCACGACGCGGACGACGAGGCAACAACAACCUAUUCCAAGAUAUGUCGGAAAUCAACGUCCGAUCUAACCGAUAUGACUGAUGACACGCCACAGACCCGUUCGACUAGCAUCAGUAGACCGUGCUCUCCGAUGAGACGAGGGUCGAUGAAGGGGGGCCUAGCAUAUCUGGCUAGUCGCAGAGGCUCAAGGGAAUCCACGAUUUCGAACUGCGAUUCUGUCGAAGACAUAGGGCCUCUGAAUUUCCAAAACACGAUGCGUGGGAGGCAACGGAGGACGUCUAACUUUCUAGAAUUACCAGUGGUGGAACAUUCGCGUCCUCGAGUCUGUUCUUUGCCGGAAAAGCCGUACAACCCUCGGGCGUCCGACGACCUGUACCGGCUGCGGACCUUCAGCAUCACGACCAAGGGCGGCGUCGUCAACUGCGGAGACUCCAUCUGCAACCGCCGGAGUCGGUCGAACACUUCCGUCAAUUCAACUAACAGCAGAGCGUCUGACCGAUCUCCGUUCGAUGGUUCUUGCUGUUCCGGAUACAGACCUGUUGAUUCUGCGAGCCUCACCACGCCUGAUGAAGACGAAAUGGACCCAAUUCCGAAGUAUAGAGUGGUGUUGCUCGGCGAUGCGGGAGUCGGAAAAACAGCCCUGGUAUCACAAUUUAUGACGUCAGAAUACAUGAAUACAUACGACGCUAGUUUAGUCAAACGCGACGACGAAUUUGGCGAGAAGUCUGUCUCGGUGUUGCUCGAUGGAGAAGAAUCAGAGCUCAUCUUCAUUGAUCAUCCCAGCACUGAGAUGUCCAUCGAGAACUGUUUGUCGACGUAUGAGCCACAUGCGUGCGUGGUUGUUUACUCUGUGGUCGCCAAGAGCUCGCUGCAAAGGGCCUCGGAUCUGUUAGCUUACCUGUGCAGAGAACAAUUCACGGUCGACAGAACUGUUGUGCUGGUCGGGAACAAGGCGGACUUGGCGAGGGCCAGACAAGUCUCGACUAAUGAAGGCAAAGCACUCGCAACGUCCAGGGACUGUAAAUUCAUCGAGACAUCCUCCGGAAUCCAGCACAAUGUUGACGAGCUGCUCGUCGGUAUACUGAAGCAGAUACGUUUGAAAGAAACAAGAGACAAGAAGCAAGCCAAGAAAACUUCAACUACCAAGGAAGCCAAACCAACAAAACUAGCCAGCUCUCGCACUCAUAUCUCGCUGAGCAUCGCAAGGGAACUGCUACAGAAAAUAUGCAUCAACGAUAUAUCGAAAUCAAAGUCCUGCGAGAAUCUACACGUUCUCUAA
This is a messenger RNA of Bombyx mandarina (wild silkworm), 1803 nucleotides long. RefSeq lists its product as uncharacterized. Gene Ontology annotation, cellular component: plasma membrane. Lineage: Eukaryota; Metazoa; Arthropoda; Insecta; Lepidoptera; Bombycidae. Gene Ontology annotation, molecular function: GTPase activity; GTP binding; calcium channel regulator activity. The record is from RefSeq and is a predicted model, not a curated record.